This is a messenger RNA of Cajanus cajan (pigeon pea), 1005 nucleotides long. Its product is annotated as gibberellin 2-beta-dioxygenase 6. The record is from RefSeq and is a predicted model, not a curated record. Lineage: Eukaryota; Viridiplantae; Streptophyta; Magnoliopsida; Fabales; Fabaceae.
AUGAAUAACUUGGAGUCCCUCCCUCCCAUUCUCCGCCAACUCAGCCAUGCGCCACCUAGUCUAUCACCUAAUGACGGUGGCGACGGGAUCCACGAGGCAGAGGAUCUUCUUCCGGUUAUAGAUCUUGAAUGCUUAACCCAUUAUAAGAAUAAUAUUAAGCUUGAUGAGGCAUGCAAGCAUUGGGGGCUAUUUCGUUUGGUUAACCAUGGGGUUCCAUCAACCUUGUUGACCCAACUUCAAAACCAAGCCCAACAACUCUUCUCUCUUUCCUAUGAGUCCAAACAAUCCUCAUGUAAUGCUACCCCUCUAACUUACUUUUCGGGCACCCCUAUCCUCACUUCAUCUGGGACUGCCCUAACAAGGGCCCCAGAAAAUAUCAAUUUGCUUGAAGGCUUUAAUAUGCCUUUGGGUCAAUUGUCUCAAUUUCAAUCUCAACUUCCUGUUCUUGAGUCUUUCAGACUUUCGCUAAUGGAAUAUGGAGAACAUUUAACCAGAAUUGGUACAACUUUAGUCGAAGCUUUGAUGAAGAACCUUGACCUGAAAAUUCAACCAUCUAGGUCGUACGUGGCAGAAAGCACUGGGAUUGUGCGUGUUUAUCGUUAUCCAAAUUCCUCUAACUCUAAUGCUGGUUUAGGUAUGGAGGUUCAUACAGAUAGCUCAGUCUUGUCAAUAUUAAACCAAGAGAAUGAAGUAAGUGGACUUGAGGUGCUAAAAGAUGAUCAAUGGUUGACUGUAAAACCCAUCUCCAACACAUUAAUUGUCAACCUUGGUGACAUGAUGCAGGCAAUAAGCGAUGACAAAUACAAAAGCGUGACACACAGAGUGAAGCUAAACAAUCACAAAGAAAGGAUCUCAAUAUGCUACUUUGUAUUCCCUGAUGAAGACCUUGAAAUUGAAAGCUCCAAGUACAGAUCCUUCACUUAUAGUGAGUUUAGAGCACAAGUGCAACAAGACAUCAAGAAUGUUGGCCACAAAGUUGGGCUUGCAAGGUUUGAGAGAACAUAG